Messenger RNA from Periconia digitata, 495 nucleotides. The record is from the annotation of a GenBank genome assembly. NCBI's taxonomy places the organism in Eukaryota, Fungi, Ascomycota, Dothideomycetes, Pleosporales, Periconiaceae.
AUGACACCAGGUCCUGCAUCGCACGAUGCACUGAUGCAGCAGGCCCUAGAUCUCGCACGGCAAUCACCACCAAAACCCACCAAUUACUGCGUCGGAGCCCUUCUCUUCAACCCAACAACCAACGAAGUAUUAUCUACGGGCUACACUUUAGAACUCCAAGGAAAUACACACGCCGAACAAUGCUGUCUCCAGAAGCUUGCACAGAAACAUAAUAUACCAGAGGAGAAGAUUGCCGAAGUAUUGCCUCCAAACACCGCAAUCUACACUACUAUGGAACCGUGCAAUCUGCGGCUGAGUGGCAAUCUUCCGUGCGUAGAUCGUAUCAUUGCGGCAAAGAAUAUCAAGACUGUUUAUUUGGGGGUCAAGGAACCCGAGAAGUUUGUGGGUGAAAAUGAAGGACGGAAGAAGUUGGAGGAAAGCGGGAUUGAGUGUAUGCAUGUAUCUGGAUUGGAGGAGGAAAUACUGAAAGUUGCCACGGCAGGGCACGAAAAGUAG